UCACUGAUCACAUUGUAUUAGACCACAUCCACAUGUAUCCACUUGUAUUUGCUUGUAUCGCGACCGAUGUAUCAAAGGACUGUGAGCAGAACAUAACCAAACCGAACUAUGUAUGUAAAUUGCUGGUAAGAAUAAAGGCGCUAAACUAUUGACACAUGUAAAACAUGUCAAAAAUAACUGGGUACGAUACGCACGACGAUGGACCAGGUUUCGUUGGUAUUAGAUUUUGUCAAGAAUGCAAUAAUAUGUUAUAUCCUAAAGAAAACAAAGAAAACAAAGUGCUAAUGUACGCGUGUAGAAACUGUGAUUUCAAGCAGCUAGCUGACAGUAAUUGCAUUUACGUGAACAAAAUUAUGCACGAAAUCGACGAACUAACGCAUAUCGUAGCGGAUGUUAUAUCGGAUCCUACUUUACCAAGAACAGAGGAACAUCCUUGUCCAAAGUGUAACCACAGGGAGGCAGUAUUUUUUCAAGCACAGACCAGACGAGCAGAAGAGGAAAUGAGGUUAUAUUAUGUGUGUACCAAUCAACAUUGUUCUCAUAGAUGGACAGAAUAAAACUUCAAGAGUAAUUUAUACAUUUACCAGAUUAAAUAAAUUUUAUAGGAAAACAAAAAGAAUGUACUUUAACAAAAAAACAAACACAAUAAAGCAUCAAUAUUUUAUUACA
Molecule: messenger RNA, 669 nt
Organism: Hylaeus volcanicus
Lineage: Eukaryota; Metazoa; Arthropoda; Insecta; Hymenoptera; Colletidae
Gene: RpII15
Product: DNA-directed RNA polymerase II subunit RPB9
Exons: 3
Coding region: 165-557 (130 amino acids)
Biological process (GO): transcription initiation at RNA polymerase II promoter; DNA-templated transcription; maintenance of transcriptional fidelity during transcription elongation by RNA polymerase II
Cellular component (GO): RNA polymerase II, core complex
Molecular function (GO): zinc ion binding; DNA-directed RNA polymerase activity; nucleic acid binding
Source: RefSeq, a predicted model, not a curated record